Messenger RNA from Bombyx mori (domestic silkworm), 5014 nucleotides. RefSeq names its product kinesin light chain (gene Klc). NCBI's taxonomy places the organism in Eukaryota, Metazoa, Arthropoda, Insecta, Lepidoptera, Bombycidae. Bases 233 to 1534 code for a protein of 433 amino acids. The record is from RefSeq and is a predicted model, not a curated record. Gene Ontology annotation, biological process: microtubule-based movement. The transcript has 11 exons. Gene Ontology annotation, molecular function: kinesin binding. Gene Ontology annotation, cellular component: kinesin complex; cytoplasm.
GUACGCAACGGACGCUCACGAGGGGCGGGCGUGUCCUAUAUCUACCGCAUACCGGCACACAAUUAAAUUACAAAUAAAAAUAAAAAAAACGUUUACGCGUCCAAAAAGAAACCGUCCGCAGUUUUUCUAAUUGGAACAGUAUUAUUAGUGAAUAUUUUUGUAUUAUAUUUUAAGUGUAGUGUUUUUAGUGUUAAAGUGAAAUGGAUUAUUCUUGCUAAUUAAGAUUCUCAUAAUGUCGAAAACUUUGAACGCCUACAGAAUAAAGAAGAUCGAAUCCUUGGGCAGGAUGACGGCGAUGACGCAGGAGGAAAUGGUGGCGGGCGCUCGUACCGUCGCCGCGGGGCUCGAGGCCCUGAGAGCCGAGCACACGCAGCUGCUGGCUGGCCUCGCAACCAACACCGAACACGAGAAUGAAAAGGCUUCUCUGGUUAAGAAGAGCAUCGAAGCUAUCGAUCUUGGAUUGGGAGAAGCUCAGGUAAUGACGGCUCUGGCAUCUCACCUUCAGUCCGUCGAGGCAGAGAAGCAAAAACUCCGCACGCAGGUCCGCAGGCUGUGCCAAGAGAACGCCUGGCUGAGGGACGAGCUGGCUGCAGCUCAGCAGCACCUGCAGGCUUCCGAACAACGCGUAGCACAGCUGGAGGAGGAGAAUAAGCAUUUGGAGUUCAUGGCUUCCAUACGUAAAUACGACAGCGACAUAAACGAAGAGUCGGACAGUAACCGUACAGGUCAGGGCGAGAAGAAACGCGAGGACCCGAUGGUCGAGCUGUUCCCUGACGAUGACCACGACGACAACAGGAAUAAUAAAUCGAUGUCGCCGACGCCGCCGAUGCACUUCGCCCAGCAAGUGAACGCCGGGUACGAGAUCCCGGCCCGCCUGCGCACGCUCCACAACCUGGUCAUACAGUACGCGUCGCAGGGCCGGUACGAGGUCGCCGUGCCCCUCUGCAAGCAAGCACUCGAAGACCUGGAGAAGACUUCGGGCCACGACCAUCCCGAUGUCGCCACCAUGCUGAACAUACUGGCUCUUGUUUACAGAGACCAAAACAAAUACAAGGAAGCCGCCAACCUGCUGAACGACGCUCUGUCCAUCCGGGAGAAGACCCUCGGCGAGAACCACCCCGCCGUGGCCGCCACGCUCAACAACCUCGCCGUGCUCUACGGGAAGCGAGGCAAGUACCGCGAGGCGGAGCCGCUGUGCAAGCGCGCGCUGUGCAUCCGCGAGGCCGUGCUGGGCCGCGACCACCCCGACGUCGCCAAGCAGCUCAACAACCUGGCGCUGCUCUGCCAGAACCAGAACAAGUACGAGGAGGUGGAGCAGUACUACCAGCGCGCGCUCGAGAUCUACGAGAGCAAGCUCGGACCCGACGACCCCAACGUUGCCAAGACCAAGAACAACCUCGCCUCCUGCUAUCUCAAACAGGGCAAAUACAAGGAAGCCGAGACUCUCUACAAGCAGGUGUUGACGCGGGCUCAUGAACGAGAAUUCGGAACCAUUGACGAAUAUAUAGCAUCGUUAAAAAAACCUAAAAAAUAACAUAACCCAGCACCCGUAGCUAUAAGCGUUCUAAGAGAACAUAGAACUUAGCUAAUUAAUCUUUAAGGUAUCGUUCCGAGGUAAAAGUGUUAUGCGUGAUUCAAAUAAAUAUUUACAAUGUACAUAUUAAAUAUUCACCUGUUUAUAUGAAAUCAAUUCGAUGGUCAUUAUUUAUAACGAGUUAUACGUUCUAUUUCCUACAUUCCCAACUCGACUGAUUGCUAAAGUCUUACCGAAUAAGAAAUUGAAUAUAUUUUAGUAUACGAACAUUUUUCAACGUGCAAUAUUCAUAUAUAAAGGAAAAAGAAUGACUUAUAAAACUGUGCCUUAAUAACAUAAUGAAUAUAUUAAAUAUAAUAAAUGCUGAAGAUUUCUUAUCUUGAAUUCCUUGAGAAACAAGUUUCUUUACAAUUUUCUGUUCAUGUGUUAGUCCGGGGUAAGCUGCUACCUUUUAUUCACUUUAAAUCCAGUGGUUUGAAUGAAUUUGUGUCUAAACUAAAGCUGCUUUCAGAUUACGCUAUACCAGCAGUCGGGGAACAGGGGUAAAAUGAAAUUUUGGGGGGUAAAAAUGAAACUUUUGUGAGUAAAAUGUUUAUAUUGAAGUGAAACUUCUUUAGAAUCGUUGUGAUUUCAAACUCGAUGAAACGAAAUGAAACGAAACGAAAAAAUAAUAUAUUUUUUCAAAAUUAUCAUGGGGGCUAUAAUAUGAAAGACGCUAAAAAGAAGCGAUUUCGUUUUUUUUUUGUUCUUCGCCAUGGGUUAAUUACACAAAAAUAUUUUGGGGUAAUAAGUAAAAAAGUUCCGCGACCGCUCCGCUGUACUAUAGUGCCAUAUAGUAUAGCAGCGUAUAUUACGCCAAUAAUAUAUAGUACAGUACAGUGUGAACAUGUCCAUAACAAUGUAUGGUGUGCGAUAUUGUUGUGCUAUGAGCUAUAUACUACAUGCUAUUAUAUUAUAGCGUAGUCUGAAAGCGGCUUAAAGUGAAAACAUUAUGAGAAAAUUCAAAAAAAUUUUUUUAAUCAUGACUACAUAUCGAGGUGUUAAGGUUAUUUGGUUUAAGUGACAUUUUUGGAACGAAGUUCCUUACGGCAGGCUUGGAGGGAUAGGGAUUUUGCUGCGCGACCGAACUGAAAAAAAUGUGAUAGUAAAACCGUAAGAAAAAAUCCGUGGAAAAAAGUGCGUGGAAUAAAACCGUUAUAUGAGACGUGCGCAGGCGCGACAGUCGCAUACACAAGCGAGUAGUGUAUAAUACCUUUCUCUUUCUCCCUCUUUCUUUUCGUUCUCUCGUCCAUUCUCUUUCUAUUUUACGUAAUUUAUUAUUUCCUAAAAUACUGAAUUUCCUAAAUACUUUCCUAUACUUAAAUAAAAACUAAUCAGCAAAAUUUAAGAGAAAAAUCAAGAAAACCUACAUAAAAUUGAGUACGAUUUUUUUUUUGCAAAUUGUGUCGAUUCUACAUUAGCCGAAGGAACUUCGUUCCUACCUGGUGUCCCACGAUACCACAUUUUAAUUUUGAAAAUUUACAGAAGAGUCAUUUAAAGUUUAAAUUUGGAAAAAUAUCAUAACAAAAAAUACCUUCUUCAGCUAUUUGAAUAAUGGAGUAAACUAAAUUGAAGUUCAAUUAAAAACAUCGAACUGUGGAUGCUAAUCUCUAUAUAUAAAAAUGAAUUUCUGUUCGUUAGUCUCGCUAAAACUCGCGAACGGCUGGAGCGAUUUGGCUAAUUUUGGUCUUGAAUAAUUUGUGGAAUUCCAGAGAAGGUUUAAAAGGUUAGAUAAAUAUGAAAAUGCUCGGAAUUAAAUAAAAAUAACAAUUUUGUUUUUCCUUUGAUGUGUCCCCUGUCGGUCUUUUAUUUAUCGAUUGAGGCACUACGAAGUCUGCCGGGUCAGCUAGUACCAAAUAAAACCCACGUUUAAUUACAAGAUAAAUUUCACUUAAAUCAAAUAGCCUUUUACCCCUGGAUAUUUACUUUCUGCGUAAAAGGUACCCAAAAUAAAUACUAUGACUGCGAGCGAAGCCACGUUUAAAAGCUAAUAAAUUAUAAGGAAACGCUUCUCGGUGAAUACACGAUUUUAAAAACAGGGUGUCGAUAGCGGUGUUACCACAUAAAUGAUAUUAUUUUUUCUCGUUUCAAUGUUGCUAUAUUUUAUUCUUGAAUCCGUUCGCGCUAUGCAUUUAUUUAUUUAUUGUAUACAAUUAUUUUAGGUAGAUAGGUAGCUGUCGUUCGAUAAGAAAUUAUAAGAAAAUACAAAAAAAGAGGCUAUAGAUGUAAACUGAUGUUGCUAUUUCAAUGUUAGACUUAUGAGUUCUGUCUGUGUUAUGAGAUCUCUUAUGUGCAUUUGUUAGUUUUUCUUGCUUUUAUAAUUAUUUAAUGUGCUACCGUCUUUCAUGUAUAGGAUAAUUUUUUUUAUUAUUGUUACACGGUGUUGCCAACAUUACAGAUAAACGUGUGAAAUGCAAUGAAAUGUGUGAGCUAUUAUCUGAAACUCCUAUUAUGUUAUAAACUUGUCGCUUAGAAAAAUCAUUGGAGUAUAUUGUUUAAAUAAUUUAUUUCAUAUAUUCUCUAAUAUAAAGAAGGAAUGAAUUUUCGGACCGUACUACGUGAUGAUAUAAAUGAGAUAUGUACUUAAUGUAAGAAUAGUUAGAGAUGAACUUUGUUUUUAACUAACUCACCGUUGCUAGGUUCCGCAAUAGAAAUAAUUUGUUUUCCAAUCCCGCAAUGUAACGCAAUGUAACUUGGCGAAUGUGAAAUAUUCAAUCCUCAGAACUGUGACGAGGAUCUCCCUCCUGACUACUAUUGAUCACUUAUCAAUUUUAUAGCUUCAGGUAAUAAGUGUUAUUUCGUCUCUACCGUCUUUUUUAAAGAAAGACGAUUAGUUAGAUUUCUGUAGUAUGCGUUAAUGUUUGAGAACUAGAAAUAGAAAUGAAAGUGUCGCUCGUUCAAGAGCUUGUUAUUUAGUAGCAAAAAUACAAGCUUCUUUUCGAAAAAUUUGUAGAAAAUGGUGCGCAGUAAAUUAUCUCUCAUCGGGUUUUUUUUUUGUUCUGUCGAAAUAAACGAAAUUUUGUUAAAACUAAAUAUUAUUUAUUCAUGAUUCUGAAUUCAAUUAUCAUACAUUACAUAAUAUUUUUUUAUUAAAUUUGAGAUAAUGUAUUAAUGAAAUAAAUUUCUCAAAGACUUAUAUCGCUUUUAAGAAGCUAUUAAAUUUCGAUGAUGAAACGCUUGCCAUAUUUCAUUUAAAAAAAAAACUGUUAUGUAAAUAAAUAUGAAAUAUCGUGAUGUUUUUUUUAAUGUUUUGAAAAUAUUUUAUUUGCUUCGUUGCUUAAGACCACCGUUUAUUUUAUGUAUCAGUUUAUUUGUUGAAACCAAAAUGCUUUGCCAAAAAAAAUAUUCGCUGAAUUUUUUGUAUGUAAAUUUUAUUAAAUAAAAAAUAUUGUUGAUUUAAUAUUUAACUAAAUAUGUUUAUUAAACGGUUGUAUUAUUAUA